UAUUUAAAUUAGCGUCAAAAAAUAAAAAAACAGCAUGCAAAAUCAUGGAGCCUAAUGUGGUCCCUGCAUUCCGCAACCAAAAUUCUUGACCUCAACUGCAAUCCCUAUAUAAACCAUCUCAACCCCAAAUCAAAACAUCCCACACGCGCAAAUCCCUUGAAACCAUACCCCCUAGUGUAUAUCUCCCAUAACGAAAGAUAUUUCAGCUUGCAGGUGCUGCUGCUAACAGCAGAGUUUCAAGGUGCAGUGUGUAAAAGUUCGAAGUUUCUUUUAUGUCCAUACAGGCCAUUCCCUAUUUGGGAUCAAUUGGUUUGCUUGGAGAGCAUUGUCCUUCAGUUAGAAAAAAGAUCAGACCUUUGUCACAUAAAUUUGGCUGUAUGCGUCUUGGAUCAAUUCAAGAACAACCAGAUUUUCAUGGUUGCAGCUGGUUGCAACCUUUUGUGAUUGCAGAAGAUCAGUCUUCUCUCAUACCUUACGAAACUUUAGAAGAUUUUACUGCUGCAUACACUCUGAUUUCUAGUAUUUGUUGCCUGUGGCUUUCAGCUAUUUUGUUUUGAAUUGUUGUUGAAAAUGGCUUUGCAGAAUAUUGGUGCUGGAAAUAGCGAUGAUGCCUUCUACAGGUAUAAGAUGCCCAAAAUGAUCACCAAGAUUGAGGGCCGAGGAAAUGGCAUCAAAACAAACAUAGUCAACAUGGUUGAUAUUGCAAAGGCAUUGGCAAGGCCAGCCUCUUAUACAACCAAGUAUUUUGGCUGUGAGCUUGGUGCUCAGUCUAAAUUUGAUGGAAAAACUGGGAUUUCUCUUGUUAAUGGAUCCCAUGAUACUGCUAAGCUUGCUGGACUUCUUGAGAAUUUCAUCAAGAAAUAUGUGCAGUGUUAUGGCUGUGGAAACCCUGAAACUGAGAUAUUGAUAACUAAGAAUCAGAUGAUCCAAUUGAGCUGUGCUGCAUGUGGUUUUGUUUCAGAUGUUGAUAUGAGAGAUAAGCUGACAACUUUCAUCUUGAAAAACCCACCUGAAGUGAAGAAAGGAUCAAAAGACAAGAAGGCACUAAGGAGGGCUGAAAAGGAACGACUUAAGGAAGGUGAGGCUGCAGAUGAAGAGCAGAAAAAACUUAAGAAAGAGGGAAAGAAGAAAGGCUCCUCGUCUAAGGAAGGCAGCAGUAAAGUCAGCUCAACUAUGAAGAAAGCUGGUGGCUCUGAUGAUGAUCACGUUUCACCACCUCACAGUCAAGUUGAUGAAAAGGAAGAGGUUGAUGAGGAUGAUGAUGAUGAUGAUGAUGUGCAGUGGCAAACAGAUACAUCACUAGAGGCAGCUCAGCAGCGAAUCCAAGAGCAACUGAGUGCAGUUACAGCAGAUAUGGUCAUAUUAUCUACAAAUGAAUCAGAAAAGAAAACAAAGAUGACUAGUAAGGCAAGCAACAAUUCAAACGUUAUGUCUUCACCAAGGCAAGAUGAUCACAAGGCCGAGAAUGGCUACUCAGACCUUCAUGAGACCAUUGUUGAGGAGUUGAAAGAAAAUUUGAAGAAAGGUGUUUCUGCUAAUCAAUUGAAGUCCCUUUUGGGAUCUCUUUCUGGUUCUGGCCAGGAAAAGAUGAUUGCGCUGUUAGAGGCACUCUUUGAUGGCAUCAAGAAAGGGUUUGCGAAGGAGGUGGCUAAGAAGAAAAACUACUUUGCUGCUGCUGUUGCUCAAGAUGAGGAAUCACAGCUGCUUCUGCUUAAAGCUAUUGGGUCAUUUUGUGGAAAGGCCAGCUCAAGUUCGUUGAAGGAAGUUGCUUUAGUUUUGAAAGCACUCUAUGAUGCUGAUGUGUUGAAGGAGGAGUACAUACUGCAAUGGUAUCAAGAAGGUCUGAAGGGGGAGAACAAAGACUCCCAGAUAUGGAAGAAUACUAAGCCUUUUAUUGAUUGGCUCCAGAGUGCAGAAUCCGAAUCUGAAGAGGAAUGACAUGAUGCCUCUGUCUUGCAGAUGGUCGCUGCUAAAGGUUGUGUUUUUGCAUUUGAAGGUGUUUUCUGCUACCAAGAAUAAAGAGUGCUCAUAGAGUCUGCUUUGAUUUUGAAGUUUGCUUUAGUUUUUUCUCAGCGUGUUAUCUUGUGUUUGAGUGUCUAAUAUUCAGGUUUUGAUCCCGGUUGUCAGCUGUCAUAUCGUUGAUUGUUGCUUGGACAGUUGAAUGUUAUUAUCUACAGUUCCUUUGUUAAAGUUAAUUUCCAUUCUCCCUAAUGAUUGAAGUUUGCAGUGCUCAAUUAUCUGGUUGAUAGUGAUCUAGUGAAGUAGAUUUCUGAUUUAGGAUGUGGUGGUACUGUUGACAUGAUCCCUAAGAAUUCAUGGAAUUUUAAUUUGACGUGAAUUGCUUCCCUUGGAAGCAUAUUAUCCUA
Molecule: messenger RNA, 2366 nt
Organism: Durio zibethinus
Lineage: Eukaryota; Viridiplantae; Streptophyta; Magnoliopsida; Malvales; Malvaceae
Product: eukaryotic translation initiation factor 5-like
Biological process (GO): translational initiation; formation of cytoplasmic translation initiation complex
Cellular component (GO): cytosol
Molecular function (GO): eukaryotic initiation factor eIF2 binding; translation initiation factor activity; GDP-dissociation inhibitor activity
Source: RefSeq, a predicted model, not a curated record